Batrachochytrium dendrobatidis JAM81 is the source of this 1185-nucleotide messenger RNA. RefSeq lists its product as uncharacterized. Lineage: Eukaryota; Fungi; Chytridiomycota; Chytridiomycetes; Rhizophydiales. Gene Ontology annotation, cellular component: Golgi membrane. The transcript is spliced from 3 exons. Gene Ontology annotation, molecular function: UDP-galactose transmembrane transporter activity. The coding region runs from base 1 to 1185 and encodes 394 amino acids. The record is from RefSeq and is a predicted model, not a curated record. Gene Ontology annotation, biological process: pyrimidine nucleotide-sugar transmembrane transport.
AUGUAUCUUGGUAUCAGCCAAAGCUCUUCUGCUGCUGCAUUGAUCGCUUUGGUACUGCAAAGCACUUUUUUGGUUCUCUCGCUGAAAUACGUUCAAAACAUCACUGCUGCUUCCAAUGCCACACCUUACUUGAAGGCUGCUGUCAUUCUCCUGGCUGAAAUCCUCAAGCUGCUGUGCUCUUUUUUUCUAUAUGCAUCCGAGCACUCAUCAAUCGCAUCUACUUCCUUGUCAUUAUCACAUUCAUUUAAAGACAGACGUUACUACUACCCAAACCUUACUCUUGGCUCGCUCUAUGUUGCUCUUUUUGGACACAGCUCUCAAUGGCUGAAACUAGCUAUUCCCGCUAUUCUCUAUUUUAUUCAAAACUGUUUGUUAUAUGCUGCUGCCGACCGGCUCGAUUCUCCCACUUUUCAAGUACUGGCACAGUCCAAACUCAUCACCACCGCUGUGUUUUCUGUCAUGAUGUUGAGAAAACGCAUUUCAUUUCCAAGAAUCGUGGCAUUAGGAAUGUUGACGCUUGGGAUUGCACUAGUCCAGCUGUCGGGUGAAAAAAGUGGCGGUAAUAGUAACAAUGCUACCAAUGAAAAAAUGAGCGAUUCAAUUUAUCAUGUAUGGGUAUUGGCCAAGCGGUCCUGGAAUGCCUCGGGAGCUCAUUUGGCUGUAGACUCUGCCAAUGAUAAACAGCAAGUCGUGGCUAUAUUUUCUGAUCGCUUCAUUGGUAUAAUCUAUAUAUUUUUAGCCUCGACUUUGUCUGGUCUUGCUGGUGUAUGGUUUGAAAAAGUACUGAAAGAACACAAGACUUCGGUAUGGCUACGCAACAUGCAGCUUUCACUAUUCACGCUACCAUUUGGACUCAUCACUAUGGCUAUUGUGGAUGGAAAGGAAAUUCUCCAAGCAGGUGUAUUUCAAGGCUUUACUUUUUGGACCAUCAUUAUUGUUUUCCUUCAAGCUUUAGGCGGACUCUUAAUAGCGAUUGUUGUCAAGCAUGCCGACAACAUUGUCAAGGGAUUUGCCACGUGUAUAUCUAUUGUUUUUUCAUCUAUAUUGAGCAUGUAUUUGUUUGGAUCCAGAGUAUCGACUACAUUUUUGAUUGGCGUACCAUUGGUCAUUGCUAGCAUUGUGUUGUAUGCUCGUAGUGAUUUAGGAAAUAUUCGGUUCAAUACAAAGAACCCAAAGCGGAUCUAA